AUGGUGCGUCAACGGGGUCUAUCCAAUGCAUCCUCGGCAUCCUCUGCCCCAGACCAAGAGCUGGGGAGUAUGUAUGAUUACCUGGCCAAGGUCAUUCUCCUCGGACCCAGCGGCGCUGGAAAGUCUUGUCUACUUCAUCGAUUCGUGAAGAAUGAAUGGCGAGUACUGUCGUCGCAAACCAUCGGAGUCGAGUUUUCUUCCCGGAUUGUCAAGCUCGGAUCGGGUUCGCGACGGAGACGGAUCAAGCUACAGCUUUGGGAUACCGCAGGUACGGAGCGUUUCCGAUCAGUUUCCCGGUCCUACUACCGGGGCGCCGCCGGUGCCAUUCUCAUCUACGAUGUCGCUUCCCACCCUUCCUUCACGUCCCUUCCAACCUUCCUGAUGGAUGCGCGCGCGCUGGCCUCCCCGAACUUGACUGUCAUCCUCGCGGGGAACAAGUCCGAUCUGGGAUCAGAUGCAUCGUCACAGAUGGAAGCAGAAGAUGCGGUGCGACCUCCACCGACUCCCUCCAGCACAUCGAGCAAGCAAUCCUCGCUCCCGUUCGAGACCUCUGGUUCAGUCCGCUCGAGUCACUUGGGUACAGGGACAAGGUUGACCGCCACAUUUGCCCCCGAGGGUCGGGAUGUCAGCCAGGAGGAGUCGUCCCGCUGGGCCGCGAGCUCGAAUAUCCCGGUGGCCGUCGAAGUCUCAGCUCUCACAGGAGAUGGCGUGGAAGAAGUAUUUAACCGGUUAGCCCGUAUCAUCCUGACCAAGAUUGAGCUGGGCGAAAUCGACCCCGAUGACCCACAGAGCGGCAUUCAAUACGGAGACGGUGGUCUUUAUGGCCACGGUACCAGUGAUGGCUCCAGUAUCCGUAGCCGGACCACGUUGGAUGACAAUGCAGUGCCUCUUCACCGCAGGACCCCCGACGAAGAGGCCAGGGCUCUGGGUCCGCGCAGGGCUGGAAGAGCGGGAUGCGAGAAUGGGAAGAUGUCUUCCGCCUUGGAGGUUCCCAAUCACGGAGGAACCGUGGGUGCUGUUGAAUUCGCCUUCGAUUCCUCGAGGACGGUUUUGAUUUUUGGUUUGGUCGAUUUCGCAUGGUCACUAUGGUGA
Messenger RNA from Penicillium alfredii, 1092 nucleotides. Its product is annotated as putative Ras family GTPase (Rab4b). The record is from RefSeq and is a predicted model, not a curated record. Lineage: Eukaryota; Fungi; Ascomycota; Eurotiomycetes; Eurotiales; Aspergillaceae. Gene Ontology annotation, biological process: regulation of endocytosis. Gene Ontology annotation, cellular component: endosome. Gene Ontology annotation, molecular function: GTP binding; GTPase activity. The transcript is spliced from 3 exons. The coding region runs from base 1 to 1092 and encodes 363 amino acids.